Molecule: messenger RNA, 381 nt
Organism: Mesorhabditis spiculigera
Lineage: Eukaryota; Metazoa; Nematoda; Chromadorea; Rhabditida; Rhabditidae
Source: the annotation of a GenBank genome assembly
AUGGCAGUACGAUUAUCGUCAGGUCUUUCACCACCUUCAUGGCUGUUGCGCGAUACGCGAGCGGAUGCUGAUGGGCCAAUCAUCGACCGGACUGGAAGCUGGGCAAGCAAGACAUGCGACACUUUGGAUCAAGAGCUCAAGGAACCAGCAGAAGAAGAAGGACGCGAUCUUGUGAAGGAGAAAAUGGCAGACCGAAGCCGGCUGAUGAUCUUGCUGCUCGAUGUGAUGACUUCGCCCUUCUGCCAAGAUAGCCGCCGCCCGCUUUCUCAAGGUGGUCGAACGAUGAUCGAAAGAUCUUCCGCCACCUUCACAGCUGUGUCGCGACCGGGAGGGCUGUCGGUGAAACCGAUGGACAAGACGCCGCCCGACUUCUCAAUUUGC